UUAUUGCCCUAACUUGAUAAGAACAUUUAGACUCAGUCGGAGAAUGCACCCUGACUGUCCUGCGAAGUUUCCUGCAACAUAUUCCCAACUACGGCUUACUUAGAAAUGGAGACAGCGGUAUACACCUCUGUAGUGAAGUAAGAGGAAAACCAGGGGAUUUUUUUCACCGGUUAGUUCUCCUGCAUCUGAGCCUCAGCAGAACAGCCUCAUCACUGUGAUUUAAACCCAGGACAGAUCACACCACCAACUUCAAGACCUCCUAAACCAGCUCCAAGCCAUGAUGUCCUAGCCAACAGCAACCCAGCAUCCCUCCCCUGACCACCCUGUCCCUUCAACCCCAGUCCCUCUCUCCAUCUCCCUCCCCCUCCCCACCGUCCCUCAUCUUCUCUCCUGAUGUGCUGAUUUCUGGUGGUCCCACCAGCAGCGCCCCUUCCGGCGUGAUGAGCAGCCUGCACCAGCAGCAUCAUGGCAGCACGGGCUCGGAGCGAGACCUUCACUCUGCCGCCUCCUCCGUCAGCCUCCCCUCGGUCAGAAAGACCCCCAAGAAGCGCCGCCUGUCCCUCCACUCGCUCUUUGGUCGACGGCGCCGGCCUGACCGCGACCCCAAACGCAAGUCCAGGCCCGCGCAGGCUGGAGCGGGAGCAGGAGUGGGAGCGGCAGUGGAAGGUGUCGUCUGCACCGAAAGCACACAGCCGGAGACCCUCAACGACAAAACCUCCGCCCACUCUGCACCGGGCGUGGCGUCGACCUCAUCAGCGCCAGGGCCUUCGUCGGAGCUGCUGGAGUGCCCGCUGUGCCUGCUGCGCCACGCGCGCGAACGCUUCCCGGACAUAAUGACCUGCCACCACCGCUCGUGCGCGGACUGUCUGCGACAGUACCUGCGCAUCGAGAUCUCGGAGUCUCGGGUCAACAUCAGCUGUCCCGAGUGUUCAGAGCGUUUCAAUCCCCACGACAUCCGGAUGAUCCUGGGAGACCGAGCCCUCAUGGAGAAGUAUGAGGAGUUCAUGCUGAGGCGGUGGCUGGUGGCUGAACCUGACUGCCGCUGGUGCCCUGCCCCAGACUGUGGUUACGCAGUCAUUGCGUUUGGCUGUGCGAGCUGCCCGAAAAUCACCUGUGGACGUGAGGGCUGCGGGACAGAGUUCUGCUACCACUGCAAGCAGCUGUGGCAUCCCAACCAGACGUGUGACACGGCGCGGCAGCAAAGGGCCCAGAACCUCCGUCUGAGGAGUUUCAGGUCCUCCUCCCUCAGCUACAGCCAAGAAAGCGGAGCUGCAGGUGAUGACAUCAAGCCGUGUCCCCGCUGUGCUGCCUACAUCAUCAAGAUGAAUGACGGGAGCUGUAAUCACAUGACCUGUGCUGUCUGCGGCUGUGAGUUUUGCUGGCUCUGCAUGAAGGAGAUCUCUGACCUGCAUUAUUUAAGUCCGUCAGGCUGCACCUUCUGGGGAAAGAAGCCCUGGAGCAGGAAGAAGAAGAUCCUCUGGCAGCUCGGCACGUUGGUGGGAGCGCCUGUGGGCAUCGCCCUCAUCGCCGGCAUCGCCAUCCCAGCGAUGAUCAUUGGCAUCCCGGUCUACGUGGGCAGAAAGAUCCAUAACCGCUACGAGGGCAAGGACAUCUCUAAACACAAGAGGAACUUGGUAAUAGCCGGUGGUGUGACGCUGUCUGUGAUUGUGUCGCCUGUGGUUGCUGCAGUCACAGUUGGCAUUGGUGUUCCCAUCAUGCUGGCUUACGUCUACGGAGUUGUCCCGAUCUCGCUGUGUCGGAGCGGCGGCUGUGGCGUGUCUGCUGGCAACGGCAAAGGGGUGCGAAUCGAGUUUGAUGAUGAAAACGACAACAUAGGCAGCGGGGCUGCAGCCACAGACACGACAUCUGUGGCAGAGACGCGGCUCAACAACCCCAGCCUCGGCGAUGGAGCGAGCGUCGGCGGCCUGACGGGCCUGAGCCUCAGCGUCAGCGGGAGCCACAUGGAGCGCUGCGGCAUGAGCUCCACCCAGCGGGACAACAUGAGCGACAACGCCAGCACCACGGCCCUCGCCGGGACCAGCAUCACCGGCAGCCUGUCUGGCAGCUGCUACAACAGGAUGGAGGUGCAGGCUGACGUCCAGAAGGAGCGCUGCAGUCUGAGCGGGGAGUCGGCCACCGUCAGUCUUGGGACGAUCAGUGACAACGCCAGCACAAAAGCCAUGGCAGGAUCCAUCCUCAAUGCCUACAUGCCUCUGGAAAGAGAUAAUAGUCUGGAAGUUCAGGCAGAUGUGGAGUCCAAACAGGAGAAGAUGAGACACUGCAGCGCCAGCAGCAGCCUGGAUGAGGCGAGCUGUAGCAGUAGCAGCGCCGGCCUCAAAGGAGCCACCGGCGGCACGUGCCCCUGCUCGUGCCCCUCCACCUGCUGCUGCACUCAGCACGACAGCCACUGCUGCCCCUCGUCUCCCUGGUCGAAGGAGCCCUCCACUUCAGGGGGCAAAAAGAGCAAAGGAAAGCUUUGGAAGAGAGCCAGCGGCGGCAAAGGAGAAACCAAAAUUAACGAAACGCAAGGUGAUAUGGAUGCUCAGCUCCUGGAGCAGCGAAGCACUAACUCCUCCGAGUUCGACUCUCCGUCCCUGAGCGGCAGCCUGCCCUCCGUGGCAGACUCGCACUGUAGCCACUUCUCGUCAGAGCUCAGCUGCUCUGACCCGGAAACCUCGAGGCCGACGGCUCAUCCGGCCUGCUCCGCCCUGACGGACCCUCACCAUCCCUCCCCUGCCAUCGCCGCCGCCUUCAACGACGUCACCAUCGCGCCCAUGCCCGAGGUGGAGAACGACCGCCUGGAGCACUAUCCGCCUCAGAGCAGCCACGCGGCCUUCACCCACCACCUGCUGUCCGCAUCCCCACCUGCCUCGCCUAAAGGGGAGGGGAGCGGCGGGACGUUUCUGUACAUCAGCGAGGAGUGCGUCGGCGGUGACGUCGCAGACACGGAGCCGGAGGGGGACGAGAAAGAGACCAACGACAACACUGCAGUACAGGCCCUAACUCCGACGAGGAAGCGCUGUAUACAGACUGAUAUCUAAAACAGCUCCUCACUCCAGCUGUUGGCUGUGUCACCACUGCUAGCUCAGUUAGCCUUAUCACCUUAUUUCACUCUUGUGAUUCAUCUACGGAAGCUGGUGGUCAAAUAUAAGGAAAUGUUAUAUAUUUGUCUGCUGUGAAGGCAGGAAUAUUAAAUGAAUGUCAGCCUGUACAGUUACAGAGAGGGUCGAGGUCUAAGUUGUAGAGAGAUUUAUGAAUGAAGUAAAAAGCAGCACGGUAAAGUCAGAGUGUUUGGUUCUGUCAUUCAGUGGCAGGACAAGCAGGCGUGUGAAGCUGGAGCAGCAGGGCUUAUAGAAGGUAGAGUGCACGAGGACAGGUGGAAAGCAGGUUAUCAGUGCAGUGAGAUACUCCAGAGGGCUGUUGAUCUAUCCAGCUAUUAUGAUGAUCUGCAAAGUCUGACAUUUUCAGUCUGCUCUCCUCAAUUAUUUUCCGAAGCUAAACCUGAAUUCUAGCCAGUUUUUCUUCUCCUGGAGCAGAUCUGAUAAAUCUGGAUGGAUACGAGCAAAUAAAAUGUCUGCGAUUCUUUUCAAUAGUAAAUUGAGCUGCUAUCGUAAAACGUUAUCUUCUACUCCUCCUGGUUUUCUUCUCGGGUUUGCAUGAAUCAGGGGAGGGAGAUGUCAUCACUGUGGUCCACCACUGUGCCGCCACUUCAUUCUGUGACUUCUUUAAAGGUGAGAAACACAGCGUAAGGAUUGUUGUACCUUCUGUCAAGCGUCCAAACCUAAGCGGGACCAGUCCGUACAGUAGCAGAUUUUAUUUUUCCAUAAUCAUCUAUAAAAGAAGUGAUUAUUAUUGCUUUUGUUUAAAAUGUGACCCCUGUUUUUUUCCCCCUCUUUUUUGUGCUAUGUGUUUGCUUAUUUUUAUUUUCCAUUUUGGGAAAGUUGGUUUUAAUGUUGAAGCCCUGUGUUGGGUCCAAACUUUUUAGUAUAAUCGGGUUGGAAUUGUGUUGACAAAGACUCAAACUGUAGCCCUUCUUCUUUUUAAUUAUUGUAGAUUUAAGUUGCUGUCUUGCAUUAAUAAAGUCUUCACAAGCUGCUGUCUGCAGUGGUAAAAAUAGUUUUUGUUUGUGGUUGCACCUGUGCAAGUGUAACCAAGUUCUCGCUGCAGUUUCUCAGUAGAUUAUUGAAAAACACAAUUUUUGAUUAUGAAAGUGCAGCAUUUCUUAUCUGGCUUGUUUAGUCACUAAAAUUGGGAAGCCAUCCAAUAAGAUCCAUGCAAUAAGGAAAUUAAGCUUUCAAGCAACUACACAAGAAGAGCAGAUGUGUCUGAUCAAGGGAACACAUCAAGUUUAUAACAAAAAUUGAUUUGUUGUGCAAUGAGAAACUUUUCUUGUGCUUCGUAGCACAUACACAUUUAAGUGGUUUAAUAUUCAGUCGUGAAUGUAUGGUUGGUAAUAAAGUUACACAUGUGAUUCUCCCUCAGUAAUAUCCAAAUAUUUUUGAUUCAGAGCUUUUGGUGUAUUUUAACCACAAUAUGUUUUAAGGUCGUUUUUUAAAUCCUUGCAGUUGAUUGAUGCAAAUAAUUUUGUAUUCAUUGGACCCACAGUGCCUUUGGGGGGAAAAAAAUCCUUUGUAUAGUGUUUUUAUUUUGUUUUCAUUUCCUCAUUCUGUGUAUGUCUUCAAAUGAUAAACAUAAAAAUCAUAAGAGAAUGAAUAAUGUUUGCCUCUUAAAAUGCUUGAAAUGCACGAAACCAGAUGUGAAAUGCUCACCCUCCCUGUAGCUUGUUUAGCCGACCAAAGACUGCUCUCAGGCCUUUGUGGUUCAGACUACAGCACUUGACAGAACUGUUAAUGGAGUCUGAUGGUACCUGAAUGAUUUCCCCCCGUAGAAAUCUACUUUAAUAUGUGAUUAGAGUUCAGUCUGUAAUGUUGAAAAAUGGCUUCUGUAGACCAGAUGAGUCAUGGCAGUACAACACUGGAUUAAAUCUAAUUAUGGGGCACUACUUUAAAUCUCAAGACCAAAAUGUUUGUUUGGGGUCAAGUCAUAUUUAGGAAUAAUACAUUGGAAAAUGUUUCCCUUAAGAAGCCAAAGUUGGGAGAGUUAAUGUGCUGCACAUGUUGGCAAUAAAACCCUUCUCAUCCAAAGUGAUCAGAGCAUCAUGAGCAUCUGGGUGCAGUGACACUAAAAGACUGCAUCUUGUUUUCAGCCUGACCACAGAUUAUGCUGCUGUCUCAGCCAAGACUGAAGAGCUGCUCAUCACCAGAGCAGCUGUGUUGAUGACUAAAAAAGAAAAGUUUUGGUGCAAGUCAAAAGCCUCCAGCUGCAGAUUAUUCCCACCUUGUUUCUGUUCCUUCUGUUGAAAAAAAUGCCUGUUUGAUUCCUGUGAGUUUUAUAUUAUUAUUUGAAGACUAGUGCCAGGUCUAUUUUCUAACUUGGUCAGAAGCAGUGUAUGCUAUUUGAUAAAGUAUAUAUUUCCUAAUUAUUUGCUUUAUAAUGUGCAUGUAAAUGCAUAUCCUUAAACAAUAAAAUUCUCAAUCAAG
Molecule: messenger RNA, 5540 nt
Organism: Lates calcarifer (barramundi perch)
Lineage: Eukaryota; Metazoa; Chordata; Actinopteri; Centropomidae
Product: E3 ubiquitin-protein ligase RNF19A-like
Biological process (GO): ubiquitin-dependent protein catabolic process; protein polyubiquitination; positive regulation of proteasomal ubiquitin-dependent protein catabolic process
Cellular component (GO): ubiquitin ligase complex; cytoplasm
Molecular function (GO): ubiquitin protein ligase activity; ubiquitin conjugating enzyme binding; zinc ion binding
Source: RefSeq, a predicted model, not a curated record